This is a messenger RNA of Heterobasidion irregulare TC 32-1, 2388 nucleotides long. RefSeq lists its product as uncharacterized. The coding region runs from base 1 to 2388 and encodes 795 amino acids. Lineage: Eukaryota; Fungi; Basidiomycota; Agaricomycetes; Russulales; Bondarzewiaceae. The record is from RefSeq and is a predicted model, not a curated record. Gene Ontology annotation, molecular function: protein-macromolecule adaptor activity; ubiquitin protein ligase binding. Gene Ontology annotation, biological process: ubiquitin-dependent endocytosis. Gene Ontology annotation, cellular component: cytoplasm; plasma membrane; cytosol. The transcript is spliced from 6 exons.
AUGACCACCAAGACGCACAAGAACAAUCUUUCUAUCUGCCUCACCGAAUCUGUUGUUUUCUUACGAUCCUCAGACUUUACUGGCAGGCGUCACUCGGCGAGCGAUGUGUCUCCGGCGCUCUUGCGCGGGCUGUUGACCUUGAACCUCGUCAAGCCCACGAGGAUUUCAAGUAUCGAAAUAGAGCUUCAGGGGAAAUCUGCGACAAGCUGGCCGGAAGGUGUUGGCGCACGGCGCACGGAAGUGACAGAAGAACAUAAAAUCUUCUCCGCCACACAAGUUUUCUUUCGUGCGCCCUCGACGCCGUCUUCGUCCAUCCGACGUGCCCUCUCCGUUGGGCCAGGCCUGUCUUUCUACCGAGAUGAGCUCGAGCACACCGACAGUUCCCCAGAACGCGAUCACGAUCCUGAUAGCACGCGCGACCGUUCGCGCGACUAUUUCACAGGAGUGCCACGCCGUCAAACCCACGCUCCUGAUGGCGCAGGCGGCGUGGACGAAAUUGUGCGGCGUGGAAGGGACACGGCGCGACGGCGCCUGAGUGCCGACCGGACCAUCUUCCAACGCGACCCUGUCCUGCAUCGGACGAACUCGCGCUCGCCGACCCCACUCUAUACACCGCCGAUGCUCUCCCCGCCGAGCCAGCCCGCGUUCGCGAUAGAUUCGGUCCCGCCGACGCCGCGCAGUGGACGCUCGUCCACAAGCCAUUUCCUCCCACUGCAUAGAAUGGAGGAGAUCCCGAGCGACCUCGAAUUCGUUCCACGAGACGCGAACCGGUCCCAGUCACGUACGCCCGCCGAGUCGUCGGCGUCAAGUUUCCGCUCCCACCUUGAUACAUCGCUUUCACGCCCCGUCAGUAUUGAUGAGGACCUGCAUUCCCAUGCCGCGGAGCGCUCCAUGCCGGUGUCCCCCGUUCGUGGGUCGCGGGAGCCGAGCACGGAUCGCGGGCGCAAGGUCGCGAGGUUCAGCCUGAGCGCGGUGUCGAAUGUGAUUCUGGAUGCGGUCAAGGAGCGGGUGAGGUCGAGCUCGCCGAGGACGUUCGACAGGGGUGCGAGCGUGGAUCAGCGGGAGGCGAGUCGGGGACGGACGUUUGACAAGGGGAAGGGAAAGGAGAAGGAGAAAGAGAAGGAGUCGACGUGGAGUCAUCUGUAUCAUACGAAGGAGAAAACGACGACGGCGUUUGGGAAGGUGGGGGAGGUGCUUGGGUUGGACCUCGAGGAGCACAAGGAGUUUGGAGAUGGUUGGAGGGAGUAUAAGGCUGGGACGUACACGUUUCCGAUAUCCUUUGCGAUUCCAUUGAAUAUGCCUCCUUCAUUGGAAUGCGAUUAUGGAUCAGUGUCUUGGCGGCUCAAAGCACAGGUGCAUCGACCGGGCGCGUUCACCACGAAAUUGACUGCACUUCGAGACGUCGUGAUCGUUGCGUCCCCCAGCGACGACGACACAGAGGAUACAGAGAACAUCAUUGUUGAGCGGUUCUGGGAUAAUCAGUUGCAAUACCUGCUCUCCAUCUCCGGCAGGAUGUUCCACAUUGGGGGCACGAUACCUAUUCACAUGAGCUUCUUGCCCAUGGCCAAGAUGAAAAUUCACCGUCUAUCCGUGAUCCUUGAGGAGCGAGUAGACUACUAUGUGCAAAUGAAGCGCUCCGCACGGUCCGAGCAAACAAACCGGUUCGCGCUCCUCAUGCUCAAGAACGCGGACAAGAAUGGUCCUUCCAUCCUCCCGCUCGUCUCUGAUGACCCUCUCGCGUUCAUGGACUCGCCGCUACACGCACUGCUUGGGCCCGAUGACGACGCGUCAGAAAUGGCAUCGAGCUUGAUGGGCCCUGGCCCGUGGUCGUUUCACACGACGCUCAAGCUACCGACCGCGUGUGGACUGCUGCAUUUCACGAAUAAGAACAGGAAGAGUAACAUCCAGAUCGCACACACGCUCAAGAUCGUUAUUCGGGUCGAGCGUGGGGACGAUCUGCAUAUCGAUCCGAAGACCGGCAAGCGGAAGCUGUUCGAUAUCGUCGUGCAGACGCCGGUACACAUCCUCUCUGCGUCUACGCAGUGCCUGUGCAACUCGGAACACACGUCUCUCCCGCGGUACUCUGAGGCGCUCGAGGAGUCUUUCCCACAGGUGCGCUCCUGCGCGUGCCCUGUCAAGCGUCGCAAGCAAUCCGUCGUCCCUCCGUCGCCGCCAUCCUCCGGGCUCCUCGAGCGCACCAUUUCGCGCAUGUCGAGCGACUCAGGUGCAUCGCUCGCUGAGGUUACUGCCGCUCCCCACUCGCGCGUUGGGACAUUGUUCGACCAAAACGUCGUAUACGAGCGCCUGAUCACGGGGCAGCAGAGCGAGAGCGGGGAGGCGCCGCCGGCGUAUGUGGCAGUGGCGCGACCGACGAUGGUCGUGUUGUGA